UGAUUGUUAUCUUAUUCAUGUAGACAUUACUGUGUUUCACAUUACUUUUAUAAUUUUGUUAACAUUUAAAUUUGAUUUAAGAUGGGUAGUAACGGGAGAAUUUAUCAAGUUAACCUCGGAGAGCUUGUUGAGAACUACAUUUGGGGUCGUUACAAACAUGACACGAGCUUUAUUAAAAGAUUAUUCCUGCGACGAAGCAACCAUUUGUUCGACAUAAGAUGGGGAUAUGUUGACUUUAAGCACGCGGCAUAUCCAGAGAAUAAGAAACAACAAACUAUUCAGCCGACUGCUAGUGAAGGAAGCAUUUCUGAGCGUGCACCUAGUGGUACAGAUGUUUCAGACAUUGAUGGUCAGAUGGAAAAUUUAGUUCCUCAAGAUGGAAAAUCUAACAAAAGGGACAUUGAACUAUAUUAUUCAAUAUAUGAAAAUGAAACAGAUACACCGCAAAAAUACACGUUUACAGCUUCACGAGAAACAACCAGCUCAACAAAGUUCGAACUGCAGGAGAACUAUACACUCGGCGCAGAAACAAAUCUUGAAAUCAAUCUUGCAGAAAUUGUUAAAAUAGGUGGGAAAGUAAGCGGUGAGUACUCGAUAACAGAAACAAAAGCAGAAGAAUUCACCAAGACUCUGUCAUGGAAUAUAAACACAGAAAUUGAAGUUCCGAGUAGGAAUAAAGUAAAAGCUUCUCUACUUGUUUACGAAAUUCCAACAAAAACAAGUUUUGUUGUUAAGACAACGAUUAGCAUUCCAACUGGAAAUCUACCCGUGACGAUUCGACGGAAAGAUGGUAAAGAAGUCCACACAGAAUGGAUCAACGACCUAGGAGUGCUUUUUGAUGCUGAUUACAUAAACAGGAGCACUGUCAAGAUAAUUGAAAAGAAGAUUGUUAAGGACGAUGGAGAUGAAGUUAUAGAUAACCAGAUCAUCUUGACGACACGUGGUGUCUGCAGAAAUAUUUCUUUUAUGAAUCAGUACGUAAAAGUAGAGUGUAUAGGAAUUGAAAGGCAACCAGAACCUGUAGCAGACGACAAAGAUAAAGCAGACGAUACUGUUUCAGUUUCAGGUGACGAGGAAACUAGGGAACCAUGAUGAUAUAAACCAUUUAAAAUUUAGGUCAGUUUUUCUAUAACCUUAGCAAACUUUCUCAAUACGAUCAAGAUAAACAAGUAGAGACUUUGAUGCUAAAGCAUCAAGUCGCCGGAUAGAAAAAUGAUUAUAUUAUCAUAAAUAUAAGUUAAAUGGUUCAAGAAUAAAAAAAGAGGAACAAUAAGUUGAGAAAUGUUUGCCCCUGAGGCUUGUAAUGCAAGUGACAUGCUGGUGAUUCUUCUUGUAAUUGUACUUUAUACAUAUACUGUUGUACUAUACAUUGAAAUCCGUAGGCCUUUUGGUUGCUAGUUCAGAUUCCGAUAAUUACCGACAAAUAAUUACCGAUCAUCGAAUAUUUGCAAAGUGACUAUGAAUAUAUAUAUGCUUAAUUAUUGCAUGAAACAAUCCAAUUCUACUGUAAAAGUGUUGUACAUCAUUAUUAUGCCCUAUCGAAAAAAAAUUUUGUUAAAAUCAAUACAUGUAUUCCCAUCGUUACAUACGUUUAAUUGCCUUUUAGUGCGAUAAACUAUCAACACAAAGAUAGUUUAUUAUUUUUUCUAUGUAUCUAAUAAAUAGGAUUCCGGACCCCUACCGUCAUACCUUUUUGGAAACCUUCGCGACGGAAACCAACGGAAUAUAACGAAAUCAACGAUUACCAUUAUAUAUUUCAAUAAUGUGCCUUUUAAGCAUAAAAUUAUUUUGUGAUGUUCAACCUCAACUAAACUAUUGAACUUUCUUGUCAAAUGUUUGCCAGAAAGGUUUAGGUUUAACCCUUUACCAAGAAAAAAGGAAAAGGUUUUGAAAAUCUAUUUUAAUGUGUAAAAUAUGAGUAUACAGGUUUUUCUAAUGAUAUAAAAUAUUAAACUGAUUAAUGAAAAAUAACUUAUGUAAUUAUCUAUACAAAAUUACAAUGAUUUGCAUCUUAUCAGCUGCCAUGCCUUUUGCCAGCCAUUAACAAGUUACCUGUAUGUCUUAUCAGCAAUCUGUUACUAUUAAUAGAAUUUAUAACGAUACCAUACAACAUGUAGUCACGUGAUUCUUACAAAAUGAGCAGGGAGCAUUUGUUUAUAAUUAGAUAAAAUAAUGAAAUAUAAUAGGUCUCAUAACAUGUAAACAACCAAAUAAUUUAAAAGUGCCAUUUCAAGUAUCAUUCAUGAUUUAUAUAUCAUAAAAUAGCAACGCUUGACACAUAGAAAAAAGUAAAAGUAUCCCUAAUAUUCAAUGACUGAUCCUCAAGGAUGCGUUAUUGAUUCAUUUUAUGAAAAUUGUUAUGUUGCUUUUUAAGAUGUCAACAUGUGUAUAUUUCAUUUCAUUGAGCAAAGUUAUCAUAUGUUCGAAUUUUUGAGAUUACUGAAAAAUAAUUGUGGUCUUUAAUUGUUCAAUAAUUGAUAUGCUUUUAUUUUCAGAUUUUAAGGGCUUCCCCUACCAUAGGUAUAAUAUUAAACUGUUACAAAUAUAGUCGUCGGUUUCUACCGGCGACUAAAAAUCGUUGAUAGACGGUGUAAUCACAGAUGAUAAACAGUGCGUUAUCUAUAGUUACAUAGUUACACUUGAUAUAUUUUGUUUUCAGUAACACGAACAAACGUGAAGUUAUAUAGAAUGAAUGUCAAUGAUAUUCCGUCAUUACUUUUCGCCUGGUCUGGUUAAUUGUCUUCCAGCUAUAUUUCCAUAGAAAUUGCAAAUUCAUAAUAAAGUAAAAAAUUCUAGAUAAAAACAUUA
Messenger RNA from Ruditapes philippinarum (Manila clam), 2808 nucleotides. RefSeq lists its product as uncharacterized. The record is from RefSeq and is a predicted model, not a curated record. Bases 82 to 1092 code for a protein of 336 amino acids. The transcript has a single exon. Lineage: Eukaryota; Metazoa; Mollusca; Bivalvia; Venerida; Veneridae.